CCUCAUCAGCAGCAGCAGCAGCAACAACAGUUGAUAGAGCAUCAUCAGCAGCAGCAGCAACAGCAGCUUAUGGAGCAGCAUCACCAUCACCAGCGCCACCUUCCCCAGCAGCAGCAGCUCGGCUCGAGCGAGCGACCUCAGGGCCGCUCCACUGGCGACGAGGAUGAAGACGACGAUGAGGAGGAGGAUGAAGAGGAUGAAGAGGACGACGAUGACGACGAUGACGACGACGACGACGACGAGGAGGAGGACGAUGAGAUGGAGCUGCGGCGCUUAGCCGCGCGGGACCGCGUGCUGCUCGCCGGGGACGCGGAGCGGCAGGGUCUGGGGUCGGAACGGCCGGGCCCGGGCAGCGCGGACGGAGCCCUGUGGGAGAUGGGGUCGGGCUCGGCGCCGGCGCUGCUGGCGCUGGGACGACGCCCGGGCUCGGCGUCCGCGCUGCUGCUGCACGCGCCGCUUCCUCGCCGGAAGAAGGUGUCGCUGCUCGAGUACAGGAAGAGGAAGAAGCAGGGCGGCGGGGAGCUGCGCGCUCGCUCGGAGCUCCUAGUGCCACCCUCCUCCCACGUGGCCGCCUGGACCCCUGCGGAGCGCCGGGACCCCGGUUUCGUGGAGCGCUUAACGAGGACGGCACUCCCGACGAAAAAUCACGACAAAGAGAGAGCAGGGGCCGAGGAAGCGAGUGGAGAGAUGAGGCAGGCGUCGGCCUUCGGCCAGCAGAGCUCCAAAGCGCUGGGUUUGAGAUCCCGGUCGUCUGCUCGGGGCGGUGGGGGUGACGGCGCCCGAGUCAUCGAGCGGACCGCGACGCCUCCUCCUCCCCCCCCCACCUCCUCCUCCCCCGUCGCGUUCGGCGGGCACGCACGGCGCCCACCCCCACGCCGGCCCCACCGGCGUCAGCGCCGGCCCGGCCUCGCUUGCGGCUCCGGAUUUCCCGCCGGGCCUGCCCGCUAACUCGUCGAGCCUGGCGACGCUGCUGC
Messenger RNA from Petromyzon marinus (sea lamprey), 974 nucleotides. Lineage: Eukaryota; Metazoa; Chordata; Hyperoartia; Petromyzontiformes; Petromyzontidae. The record is from RefSeq and is a predicted model, not a curated record.